This is a messenger RNA of Elephantulus edwardii (Cape elephant shrew), 1431 nucleotides long. RefSeq names its product chromosome unknown open reading frame, human C8orf76 (gene CUNH8orf76). The coding region runs from base 1 to 1431 and encodes 476 amino acids. Gene Ontology annotation, molecular function: protein binding. The record is from RefSeq and is a predicted model, not a curated record. Lineage: Eukaryota; Metazoa; Chordata; Mammalia; Macroscelidea; Macroscelididae. The transcript has 7 exons.
AUGCUUUUAUCCUCUACAUUACCAGGUCUUCAAGUUUACCGAGAAAGAGCGUGCACAUUACAGGAGCAGCGCUGUCACCCCAAAGGCUGCAGGUUGGAAUCCACCCGCAGCUCCGCGAGUGAAAGAAGCGCGAUUGAAAAGCGACUCCAACCCGAUGGCGCAGACCACACAUCCCAGCAUGCCGCGCGCGGGCGCCCGAAGCCCCGCCUCUUCCGGGUCACGCCGCGCGUGGGCGCCGCUCUAGGCGCCCCCUCCGCUCUUUGGUCCCGCGGCGGCCCAGUGAUGGAGGCUGAUGGUGACCGCUGGUUCGGCGGCGAGUUCGAGGACUCGGUGUUCGAGGAGGGGCGCGAGCGGCGGAGCCGACCGCCCGCGUCCUACUGCGCCAAGCGCUGCGAGCCGCAGUGGUUUUAUGAAGAAACAGAGAGCAGUGACGAUGCUGAAGGUCUGACGCUGAAGAAAUUCAGAGGGGACCUGGCCUACAGGCGGCAGGAGUACCAGAAAGCUCUGCAGGAGUAUUCUAUCAUCUCUGAGAAGUUGUCACAGACCAACUUUGCCAUGAGCAGGGACGUCCAGGAAGGCCAGGCCCGGUGCCUCGCUCGCCUGGGGAGGCAUGCGGAAGCUCUGCAGAUCGCUGCCAACUUGGAAAAUAAAGCAACCAACACGGACCACCUAACCACGGUGUUGUGCCUCCGGCUGUCUGUCUGUUCAAGCCUGCGGAAUGUGCAGGAGGUCAUGUUCUGCUUGCAGAAGCUGAUUUGUCUGCAUCCGUUUGAUCCUUGGAUCUGGGGCCGACUGGCGGAGGUGUACCUGAACCUGGGGCCUGCACUCUCAGCAUCGUGUGCGCCCUCUCAGAAACAGAGCCAUUUCUCCUCAAGUGACAAAACUAUCAGAUCAUCUGCUCCUUCUUCAAGAAAAGGUGGCCUUUUGUGUUUCCCUGAAACCUUACCUGAGAGCUCUAAGUUUUCUGUGGAAGCAAGUGGCAACCCUAGCCAGCAAAAUGAGAGGGUUCUUCAAAAUACCGAGAACUGUGUGUCAGAAACAAGCGAGGCCGUGUGGACAGACACACAGAUCAAAGCUUGUGCCUCUUUUAUAAGGACCAGGCUCUUGCUUCAGCUCAUCCAGUCCCAGCAAAGCUCAUUUGCUUUGGAGAGGAACUUAAGGACUCAGCAGGAAAUUGAAGAGAAAAUGAAAGGGUUCCGCUUCAAAGAAGACACUUUGCUGUUGAUUUCUGAGGUCAUGGGAGAAGAUCUUGUUCCAGAAAAAAUCAAAGAGGAAGUUCACGCAGAGGUCAAGUGUGUCGGCUCUGCUGCAUUGGCGGCCUUGAUGAUUGCAUCUUCUGAGGAAUUUGAGGACAAGUGGUUCAGAAAGAUCAAAGACCACUUCCGCCCCGCGGAGAAUCCCUUCCACACAGAGAUACAAACCUUGGCUUAA